UUGCAGCCGGAUUCACCUAAUGUACGGAGGUCUAGGUCGUCAUUCAAUUCGUUACCACCUGAUAUUGAGAAGACUGUAGAUGAAUUUGUCGAUCAUCUAAGUAACAUCGGAAUAGAAGGACUUAAACAUGAAUUCACCAGCGUCUCUCAAUACAGAUGUCCCGAUGAACUUUACAAACAUGAAGCUUUUCUUGCGAAUUCAGACAAGAACCGCUACAAUGACGUCGUUUGUCUGGAUGCGACACGAGUGGUAUUACACCAUGAAGUACCUCCAUUAACAGACUACAUUCAUGCUAACUGGGUGAAGUUCGAAAAACAUGAUAGAAUAUUCAUAAUGACACAGGCCCCACUUGAAAGUACGAUAGGCGAUUUUUGGCGUAUGGUAUUCCAAGAAAACUGCCCAAGCAUUGUUAAUCUAACGCAGCCUAUUGAAAUAGAAAACAUGAAAUGUGUGCCAUAUUGGCCAAUGGAGAGCGGAAGUUUUAAUACAUAUGACAAAAUGUUUGUAAACACGAAAAAGGUGAAGUGA
Cooperia oncophora is the source of this 528-nucleotide messenger RNA. The record is from the annotation of a GenBank genome assembly. NCBI's taxonomy places the organism in Eukaryota, Metazoa, Nematoda, Chromadorea, Rhabditida, Trichostrongylidae.